This is a messenger RNA of Drosophila mauritiana, 2056 nucleotides long. RefSeq names its product glucose dehydrogenase [FAD, quinone]. Lineage: Eukaryota; Metazoa; Arthropoda; Insecta; Diptera; Drosophilidae. Gene Ontology annotation, molecular function: ecdysone oxidase activity; flavin adenine dinucleotide binding. The record is from RefSeq and is a predicted model, not a curated record. Bases 25 to 2001 code for a protein of 658 amino acids. The transcript has a single exon.
UGAUUAGUGUUAAAUUAGUUAAAAAUGAGCGAUCAGCGCGUACACAAACCGUGGACAGUGGAGACCAGAACCCUUCUCCUCAAUAAGAUAUUACUGUUGCCACUGAUGCUUCUGUUUUUAGGGGAAAGUACAUCAGUUGCGGCCCAAUUGUUUUCGGUGGAUAGCAGUGGACUAGGCAUUUCGCUGAUGCAAUCCGUGGCCGUAGCUCUGAAUGCAUCCAGCCUCGCCCUGGCCAACAACACCGCCUGGCCGCUGCAGCACGAACCGCCGGAGGAUCGGUUGGAGAUCGAGAGCUAUGACUAUAUAGUGGUGGGUGCAGGAAGUGCCGGGUCCAUUGUGGCCAGUCGAUUAAGUGAGCUGUGCCAGUUGAAGGUUUUGCUGCUGGAGGAGGGACAAUUACCACCGCUGGAAUCAGAAAUCUUUGGUCUAACCGGUGCACUGCAUCAUGACGAGCGGUUCAUGUUCCUGGAGGAAGCAGUGCCCAAUCCGAAAUGCUGCCAGGCUAUGGAAUCCACGCACGGCUGCGUUUGGUGGCAUGGACGCAUGAUGGGCGGUGGUGGUGCCAUCAAUGGCAAUAUCUAUGUGCCCGGCAGUCAGGAUAACUUCAGACGCUGGAAUUCAACCGGCUGGGAUUGGACGCAAGUUCAGAAGACCUUCUCUCGCCUGCAGCAACGUCUGAAUCCCUCCUAUCUUCAACCGAAUAAGCUGAACUUGAAGUUGGCCAACCUAAUAUACUCCGGUUCCGCAGAACUGGGUGUACCCCGGAUGAAACAGCCAUUGAUAGCUGGAGCUACGUUCGGUUACACUCAUCAUGUCCCGGUGACCGUAAACCAAGGACGAAGGGCUAGCAGUGCUCGUUUGUAUUUGGCCAAUGAUCAAGUGAAUAGAAGAGCGAACCUAAAGGUAAUACGAGGAGCUCAAGUUCAGAAGGUACAACUUAAUGCGGAGGGAUCCCGAGCAACUGGCGUGAUCUAUACCGUAAAUGGUGUGGAACACAGGGCGAAAACGUCAGGGGAAGUUAUCCUGAGCGCAGGAACCCUCAAUUCCGCCAAGUUGCUGCUGCUUUCGGGCAUCGGGCCGCAAGAGGAGCUACAAAGAUGGAACAUAACUACGCACCAGGACCUUCCAGUGGGUCGAAAUCUACAAGAUCAUGGCAUGAUGCCGUUGUUUCUGCUCUUCGGUUCGAAUUGUGCCGUCAACAGUACACGGGAUCCCACAGAAAAUCCCUAUGCUCCUGUAUCUGUCACACAGUAUCUUCUGGAAAAUCAGAAGGGUCCUUUGGCCAGUGGCUUCUACAUGAUGGGCUACAUCAAUUCCAGUUCGCCCAGCAGCAGUCGUGGUGAACCCGAUCUGCAUGUGGUGGCCCACACCCUUUUACCCAAAGGAAGUACCGGAAGCUUUGGCUACUUGGGCUUUAGGCCGGAGUUGGUUCAGGCUCAGCGGGAUAUUUUGCAGAAAGGAGAUCUACUGCAAAUCAUGGGCUCACUGUUGCGCCCCCUUGCACAUGGCAGAGUGAGUUUAUUGAGUACAAAUUCCGCUGAUCAGGCAAAAAUCGAAAACCACUAUGGCGAGGCUCUAGAGGAUCAGCAGACGCUACUUCGCUAUGUGCGAUAUAUUCAAAAGUUAAGCAAAACCCGACCUUUUCGUCGAUGUGGUCUACGGCUUUGGAAGCCGCCCCUUCCCGAAUGCGAUACAUUGGCUGCCGAUUCCGAUGACUACUGGUUGUGUUACAUUCGAUAUUUCUAUGUGGGUGCCUGGCAUUCCGUGGGCACUUGCCGCAUGGCUCCAAGGAAGGAGGUGGAUUCCCAGGAGGACGGAGGCGUGGUGGACGAAAGAUUAAGGGUUCAUGGGGUCAAGGGUCUUCGUGUGGUGGAUGCCAGCAUUAUGCCGGAAUUGCCAGCGGGCAAUACGAAUGGACCCGCCAUGAUGAUUGGUGAAAAAGGGGCACAAAUGAUUCUCGACGAUCGGGAGGCGAAUAAUGAGGUGGUUCAGGAAUGCUGAUCUUUUAUAAUAUGUAUUAUAAUUUUAAGAGGAACUGAAAAUAAGUUUUGUUGAU